Pimephales promelas (fathead minnow) is the source of this 2059-nucleotide messenger RNA. RefSeq names its product WD repeat containing, antisense to TP53 (gene wrap53). Gene Ontology annotation, biological process: Cajal body organization. The record is from RefSeq and is a predicted model, not a curated record. Gene Ontology annotation, cellular component: Cajal body. Gene Ontology annotation, molecular function: protein binding; RNA binding. Lineage: Eukaryota; Metazoa; Chordata; Actinopteri; Cypriniformes; Leuciscidae.
GACCUGGCAGCGCAUACACACAGUGCUAGCAUGGCGGCGCCCUGUGAAUACAAACACGACGCGUGAGUUCCUGUUUACUAGGUUCAACACUGUUUGCGUUUAUAGUAGAGAUGCUCUGAAACUGUCAACUCAGUACUACAGUCAAGUACACUGACUGAGGAAGAUUUUCGGAUUUUUAAGAUCCAGAGCACAAGUUACGUCUGACACGAAUUAAAGAAACAACAGGCAGCAUGUCAGGUGCAGGUCAAAGCAGUGAUGGUGGUGCGGGACCGGACACAGAGGCGGAUGGAGAACCUCCUCACGAGGCUUUUCUUCAGCAAGGGGUGGAAGAAGAGGAGGAAGCACCACCAGCAGCGAAGCAGCCUCGACUGGAGCAGGACGAUGUGGGUCUUGAUUUACUCCUGGCACAGAAGCCAGUGAUGCCCUCAGAGGAGACAUGUGGGAGCCCAGGUGCUUCUGGGACUCUUGAGGAAGUUGCCUGUCAUCACACUGAUGAAACCGAACGUGCUGUGGGACCUGAGGAGAUCGAAGGAGACGUGGAGUGGCAUCAAAACGGAGCCGAGACCAGAGAGACGCUCGGACGGGCCGAGGAGGACAAAGCAGACGAGUCUGAGAACAAGAGUCCAGAAGACAACUCCACCGAGCAGCACUAUCAAGUCCUGGACUUCAGCCAUGACCCCCAGAUGCUGACGGGCUCCUGGGCCGAAUACUCCCACACGGCGGAGAAUUACCUCAGAGGCUGCAAAUGGGCUCCAGACGGUUCCUGUAUUGUUUCCAACAGCGCUGAUAAUGUUCUUCGUGUGUAUAACCUCCCGCCUGAGCUGUACAGCAGCCGCUGGGACUUGCUUUCUGAGAUGAGUCCAGUGCUGAAGAUGGCAGAAGGAGACACCAUCUAUGACUACUGCUGGUUCCCUAAGAUGACCUCUAUGGACCCGGACACAUGCUUCAUUGCCAGCAGUAGCCGAGACAACCCAGUCCACAUAUGGGACGCGUUCUACGGGGUCCUCCGUGCAUCUUUUCGUCCCUACAACCACCUGGAUGAGCUGACCGCGGCCCAUUCCCUGUGUUUCUCUCCCGACGGCUCUCAGCUCUACUGCGGCUUUGAUAAAACCGUCAGGGUUUUCCACACCGACCGUCCUGGGAGAGACUGCGAGGAACGGCCCACCAUGGUGAAGAAACAGGGUCAGACUGGCAUUAUCUCCUGCAUUGCCUUCAGUCCGUGCCAGUCCAUGUACGCCUUAGGCUCAUAUUCUCGUUCGACCGGCCUUUACUCUUGUGAUGAUGGAUCUCUGCUGGCUCUUCUGCCCACUCGACACCACGGAGGCCUUACACACCUGCUGUUCUCACCCAACGGCUAUCACAUGUACACGGGCGGCCGCAAGGACUCGGAGAUCCUGUGCUGGGACGUGAGAGAUCCAGGACAGGUUCUGUUCUCCUUGCACAGGAACGUCAAUACCAACCAGCGCAUCUACUUUGACAUGGACCAAUCCGGACGAUAUCUGCUGAGCGGGGACACCGAUGGUGUGGUGUCAGUGUGGGACACCCUCACAGCGCCACCUGAUGGGAAUGAGGAGACACUACAGCCAAUGCUGCAGUAUCAGGCGCACACAGAUUGUGCUAAUGGCAUCAGUGUGCACCCUUUCAUGCCAUUAGUGGCUUCGUCCAGUGGUCAGCGCAAGUUCUGCUGGCCGUCUGACAGCGGGGACUCGGGGUCUGAUUCAGACGAGGCGAAUGUGAUGCCAACAAACGACGUCCGACAGGACAACGCUCUGGUGCUGUGGUGGGCCGGCCCAUUGGGCUCCACCAAUGAGAGGCCGCAGGGGGAGGAGCCAGCGGUCGUUGAAAGCUAGAACAUUUGAUUGUAAAACUGCACACCAAACGGACCCAUAAUCUACUGCCCAAACCUAUCACACUGAUUGUUAAGAGUUAUAAGACUGUAAUUCUGCAUUGGUUUUAAUUGUAGAAUAGUCCGUUUUUUUAAAUCCCCCGGCCUUUUUGCAUCCCGCUAGGUUCGUAAACCUCGAUCGGUGAAUGUCUAAAAGUCCAAACAAACCACAAU